Molecule: messenger RNA, 4327 nt
Organism: Protobothrops mucrosquamatus (brown spotted pit viper)
Lineage: Eukaryota; Metazoa; Chordata; Lepidosauria; Squamata; Viperidae
Gene: SYNCRIP
Product: synaptotagmin binding cytoplasmic RNA interacting protein
Exons: 12
Coding region: 54-1742 (562 amino acids)
Biological process (GO): CRD-mediated mRNA stabilization
Cellular component (GO): CRD-mediated mRNA stability complex; nucleus; ribonucleoprotein complex
Molecular function (GO): mRNA 5'-UTR binding
Source: RefSeq, a predicted model, not a curated record
UUUCGCUCACCAUUCAUCACCCCCGCCGCUCGCCCACACAGAUAUCUGGAAACAUGGCUUCUGAACAUGUUAAUGGGAAUGGUACUGAAGAGCCCAUGGAUACUACUGCUGCAGUUGCCCAUUCUGAGCAUUUCCAGACAUUGCUUGAUGCUGGUUUACCACAGAAAGUUGCUGAAAAACUAGAUGAAAUUUACGUUGCAGGACUAGUUGCUCACAGUGAUUUAGAUGAAAGAGCUAUUGAAGCUUUAAAGGAAUUUAAUGAAGAAGGUGCACUGGCAGUGCUUCAACAAUUUAAAGACAGUGAUCUCUCUCAUGUUCAGAACAAAAGUGCCUUUUUAUGUGGCGUCAUGAAAACAUAUAGACAACGAGAAAAACAAGGGACCAAAGUGCCAGAUGCCAACAAAGGACCAGAUGAGGCAAAAAUCAAGGCUCUUUUGGAGAGAACGGGUUAUACACUUGAUGUGACAACUGGACAGAGGAAGUAUGGUGGCCCUCCACCAGAGUGUGUCUAUUCAGGACAACAGCCUUCUGUUGGCACUGAAAUAUUUGUGGGUAAAAUUCCAAGGGAUUUGUUUGAGGAUGAACUUGUUCCAUUAUUUGAAAAAGCUGGACCUAUUUGGGAUCUCCGCUUAAUGAUGGAUCCCCUGACAGGUCUAAACAGGGGAUAUGCUUUUGUCACUUUUUGUAACAAAGAGGCAGCUCAGGAAGCUGUUAAAUUGUAUAACAAUCAUGAAAUUCGUUCUGGAAAACACAUUGGAGUAUGUAUCUCUGUGGCCAAUAAUAGGCUUUUUGUUGGCUCUAUACCUAAGAGUAAAACCAAGGAGCAAAUUGUAGAAGAAUUUAGCAAAGUAACAGAGGGUCUCACAGAUGUAAUAUUGUAUCACCAACCUGACGACAAAAAAAAGAACAGAGGCUUUUGUUUCCUUGAAUAUGAAGAUCACAAAACAGCCGCUCAAGCCAGGCGUAGGUUAAUGAGUGGAAAAGUGAAAGUUUGGGGUAAUGUUGUUACAGUUGAAUGGGCUGACCCCAUAGAAGAUCCAGAUCCUGAAGUGAUGGCAAAGGUGAAAGUGUUAUUUGUACGGAAUCUUGCAAAUUCAGUCACAGAAGAAAUACUAGAAAAGGCUUUUAGUCAGUUUGGAAAACUGGAGAGGGUGAAAAAGCUAAAAGAUUAUGCUUUUAUUCAUUUUGAUGAACGUGAUGGUGCUGUAAAGGCUAUGGAAGGAAUGAAUGGCAAAGAUUUAGAAGGAGAAAAUAUAGAAAUUGUGUUUGCAAAGCCACCAGAUCAGAAAAGGAAAGAACGGAAAGCACAGAGACAAGCUGCCAAAAAUCAAAUGUAUGAUGAUUAUUACUACUAUGGCCCUCCUCAUAUGCCCCCACCAACAAGAGGUAGAGGUCGAGGAGGAAGAGGUGGCUAUGGAUAUCCUCCUGACUACUAUGGAUAUGAAGAUUAUUAUGAUUAUUAUGGCUAUGACUACCAUAACUAUCGUGGUGGAUAUGAAGAUCCUUACUAUGGUUAUGAAGAUUUUCAAGUUGGAGCUAGAGGAAGGGGUGGUAGAGGAGCAAGGGGUGCUGCUCUUUCCAGAGGUCGCGGGGCUGCUCCUCCCCGUGGCAGAGCCGGUUAUGCACAAAGAGGUGGUCCUGGAUCAGCAAGAGGUGUUCGUGGUGCGCGAGGAGGUGCCCAGCAACAAAGAGGCCGCGGGCAGGGAAAAGGGGUCGAGGCCGGUCCUGACCUGUUACAAUGAAGACUGACUUGCUAAGUGGGAUUACACCAGAAGCUUGCAGUGGAGUAAUGGUAAGGAAAUCAAGCAACCUUAAGUAUUUCGGCUGUAUAGGAGCAAAUUAUUUUGUAGAAGAUCCUUCGUGUGAAGAUCAUGGAAUCAAAUAUGGGACACUUGGACUUUGAUAUAAAUUUCUAUUAAGUUUUCUCUGCAGUGCAAAUUAUAAUUCUAAAGCUAAUAUUUUCCCAAUGUGUUCAACAAAAUUUAUCUAUAGCAUGGCCUCUUAAUAAAUGUUCUGUUCUUUAAAAAGAAAAAAAGUAAAAAAGAAAAGACCUGUCUACUUAAAGUAGAAUUUCCCUGUUGUUUUUAAAGUUGGAUCCCUGAAGUGGUAUUCUCUUACUGCUCUGAACAUUUUAUUGCAGUGAUAUUAGCUGAAUACCAUCACUGGUAUCCUUAACUUUUAUUUCUGCUCAUCAAGGUUAAUCAUGGUUGUCUAUAUGGUAAUCACUUUGAAAUGUAUUCAGAUAACAGCGGUUUCAGGUGUAAUCAUCAAAGCUGGUUGGUCAGGCAUUCCAGAUAGUGGUUCUUUUCAGAACCUUUUUUUUAAAGGGUUGGUUAACUACCUCAGUAGCAGAGGAUUGAACUAUACCCUAUCUGUACUGUACAUAGAAAAUCUUUGUAGAUAAAAUCAAGGCUUGUUUAAUUUUGACAAGAGGGUAAAAUAUAUACCAAAUGUAACAUUCUAAGUUGCCUUUAAUUUCAGAGGCUUUGUAAAAGAUUCCCUCCUGUCCAUCAUAACAGGCCUUGUUUUUGUCGUAUUUUGUGGCUGAAAAAGCAGCCUUGCUUCUUCAGAUAUUGUAGUUAUUUGGAUGUAUAAUAGUUUAGCAAGAUGUUACUUUUUGUAAGACAUCAAAUGUUUAAAAAAAGUGCAUCAGCAACUUGUACUAAAUACUGCAGUGUCCCUUUAUAAAAGGUCAGACUAAAACUGACAGCUGUACAGUGAAGCCUGACAUUUGGAUAUUUUGAAGUUUUUCAUAAAUCAUAGAAAAUAGUAUAUGGCUGUAGUUUUAGCUUUUUAGGUAAAGGUAUGUUUUCUCAUUAGUGCAUUUCUUACUGCUGAUUGCUGUAAAAACAAGCAGAUCAGCUUUCCAUUUUCUCUUUAUGCAGAUCAUGAUAAUCUGUAGAGUAGAAUACAAUCAUUUGUGCUAUGUUUUAAUUUUCUAAAGCACCUUGAUGACAGUGAGUGUUAAGUGGUGAAGCAUCCUCUAUUGAAUCACUCUUCCAAAAAGUUCUAUCAAGUCCAACUAUGCAUAGGUAAGAUACACUAUGAUCUAAUACGGACUUCACAGAAAGAGCUUUUGUUAUACCUUCCCCAAAGGGAUACUGCAGUUGUUACUUACCUGUAGGCACCACAAUAAGAUCUGAGACACCGAAUUAAGGUUUUAUACACACCAGUUCCCCAGUAAAUGAAAAAAAUUAAAAAAAAAAUAGAUGUCAUAUGUUAAAUUGCUCAUUGCAAACAAUCAUUUUGCAUUCCUGCAAAUAAAAUUGUUUUAUACUGUAAGCUGGAGGCAAGUGUAACUUAUUUUUGUAAUAAAGUUUUUAUUUUUUUUAUGUGUCAUUAAUAUAAAUGUGUGUUAGUGCAGAAAUCUUCUGGUUUAAAAACUCGUGCGCACACAUUUCAGUAUGUUUACUUGUAUUUACAUUUUUUAGAAUAGUCAUUUCCAGUAGUCUGUCUCUCACAUUAAUUGAAUUUUUGUUAUAUUAAUAAACCAUUUUAGUAUAUUGUAUGUCAAUUACUGGGAUAGCUGGGACAUAAAGUGUAAUUUAAAAUUUGUCAAGUAUUCAUGGGAAUAUGUAAAUGUGCCUUGCUAGUUAAGAGAAAAGCUAAGUGGCUGAUGGUAAAAAGUCAUUGCUUAAUGAAACACCUAUUGCCACAGUUUCAUAUGCUGCCCAUGGUAAAGUUCUACUUUCCAUAUUUGAAUAAGAAAUAUGAGUGUUGCAUCAGCUUCUAAAAUCUUAAACUUGAUAGGAUGAGGUUUAUGGAAUUUAGGUUUGCUAAAUGUAGCCUUAAAUUUUGAUUUCAUUGUAAUCCUUGGUAUUGGCAAUCCCAGUGCCAAGGAAGUUGAAAUGCUCCCUUCAAUGAGGUUGUAGUGCCAACUGGCAUCUUUACUGUCAUGGUUUAAUGAAGAGCACUGUCAAGGUGUUCAUGCCAAAUCUGACCUGAUUCUUUAUAGGAAUUUUAGAAAGAGGGAAAACCAUCUUACUUUGGAUCUUCCAAAUCCCUUGCAUUGCUGAAAAACAAACUUCUUAAAAGUUUUCAAGCAUGACUGAUUUUGAUGGGGGGAAGUAAAUGAUUAUUUAUUCAGAACAAAUAUUGAUGCAGAUGAAAAAUGAAAUUUUACAAUAACAUGGAAGCUGAAAUUGUAAUCACGCAUCCACAAGAUAAGGUGGGCUAUAGGAUACAUGUCAAAAUGGACUGGAAUUGACUUACCUGUAGAGUUUGUAAGAAAUGGUGAGUAAUAAGUAACAGAAUCUUGACAGUGUUCUCGAAUAAUUAUGAAUUCAAGCCAUUCUGACUUUUACAAUUAAACAUUAUUUGCACUGUU